UACAGAUUGACACAUAUUUAUUGAUAUGGAAUUAAAUAAAUAAAAAAAGAAAUUCUCACAUUCCACCGCUUUCUCUCUCUUCCUCCUCCGUCCACACCACCUCAACUCUUGAGCUUUGACCUCCACACGGCCCACCGUCGCCGUCGCCGUCGCCGGCGUCAACGCCGUGUCCAGGCCAACUGCACAUCCAAACCGAGUCACCCUUCUCGUCGUCUUCCUCAAUUCGUCUUCGGCUUCGUCUUCUUCCCGGCGUCGGCAUCUGCUCGUCUUCAUCUUCGGCGGUCACCGGCCAGAUCUGGUCGCUUAAAGACAUCUUGCCUUGUGCCCGGGACGUUAGCCGCCGCACGCCUUGAAUCGUUCUUGGCGAUUCGGACUUCAAAGCCGCGGGCACGUAAAAGAAGAAAACUUGCAAAGCAGGGCAACUUUUUGGAGACUGGAAGGACCAUUAUGAGCCUGUUUUUGAGCAUGUCUCGCUCUAUCAAUGGUAUGGGAUUUCUUGUGAUGAAAUAUCCUGCCUAUCAAGUGUAGACUUGAGAGGUGUGAUCAAAGAUCAAAAUGACUAUACCUCAAAGCCAAAAAAUUGGACGUCCAUUGAUGAACCUUAUCAGAUUGAGAGGAUGGCCUAUUCUGCAGCAACUGCAUAUUGAGGAGCAGUUACUUCGGACCUCAUCGGAAAAUUGGUGUAUUAUAAAUGAUGGCACAGAACCUACCAUUGUCAUGGGUGUUUCUGGGAAACCUGCCGAACUGCUUGAAAUUAAACCAGUGUUACACAAUCAGGUACCUGUCAUCAAAAGGUUCACUGGGGGAGGCACUGUCAUAGUGGAUGGUGGGACAAUUUUUGUUACUUUCAUAUGCAACAAGGAUGCUGUCCCUGAUUUGCAGCCGUAUCCUCGACCCAUCAUGUCUUGGAGCAGCCUAAUCUACAAUGAAGUGUUCCAUGGAGCUGGCGAUUUCCACCUCCGUGAGAAUGAUUACGUUUUUGGCAAUCGCAAAUUUGGAGGGAAUGCACAAUCCAUCACCAAAGGCCGGUGGAUCCAUCACACAUCUUUCUUGUGGGACUACGAGAUCAGAAACAUGGCUUAUCUGAAGCUUCCUUCACGUGCUCCUGAAUAUCGAUCGGCAAGGGACCAUUUGGAAUUUAUAUGUCGCAUGAAGGACUACAUAUCAAGGUCAGAUUUCAUCGACGGAACAAUAAGGGCACUUGGAACCCAUUUUUCUGUGGAAUCUGAGGAGAUGGAAGCAAUUCAAUCUGGGCGGAGUACAAAGUUUUCCCCCUCGUCCAGGCUACUGACGGCACAAGAAAUAGAAUCAGCAUUAUGCGAAUUAGAGUCUCGGAAGUCUGUUGCUUGUUCCUCAUCUCCAUGACAAUUUACUGAUGCUGUUUCUUCUACCAAACUAUUUAUUGAUUUUCCUAAUGCGCGAGUUCCAAUUGUAUGAUUCUUUUCCGUGUACUGAGAUUUGCAGCUGUCAUUGUAAAUUGAACUCGGUCAUUAGACUUUCUGAAUUCGAAACCGGUAAAAUAAACUGAAAAGCAUUUACCUUUUUUCAA
Messenger RNA from Eucalyptus grandis, 1549 nucleotides. Its product is annotated as putative lipoate-protein ligase A. The record is from RefSeq and is a predicted model, not a curated record. Lineage: Eukaryota; Viridiplantae; Streptophyta; Magnoliopsida; Myrtales; Myrtaceae. Gene Ontology annotation, biological process: protein modification process. Gene Ontology annotation, cellular component: mitochondrion.